AUGACUGAUAUUGGGAAUUAUUUUAUAAAUUCUGCAAUCGAUUUACAAAUACAAAACCCUCAAAAAAUUCCUGCAAGCCAAAGACAAAAAUUCAGAGAAAUUUCUACCAAGCCAAACCAAGAAAAAUUACGCCUUUAUAAAGAAUUAUCAGGAUUAGUAAAAUCUAUUUGUUGUGAUAUCCAUACAAAAACAAAUGGGAUUUUGAUUAAUAUUGAGAAUGGAGAAGUGCUAUAG
Blepharisma stoltei is the source of this 234-nucleotide messenger RNA. The record is from the annotation of a GenBank genome assembly. Lineage: Eukaryota; Ciliophora; Heterotrichea; Heterotrichida; Blepharismidae.